CAGCAUCCUGGUGACUGCCCCCACAAGAGCCCAGCGGCCAGCCACAUGGGCUGAGGUCCUCUGAAGGAGUCAGCACAGCUCAAGCCAACGGCUCAGCCAACAGCUGCAGCAAGCAGACCCCAGGCUCUGCUCUCAAGUCAUGCAACGUCACUUUUCGGACCUCAGGGGAGAUCAGUCACCGACGGAUGGAGCCACGCUCAGCCUGCCCACGCCUGAGUCCACGGAGGAGAGUGGGGAAGUGUGUUGGUCAGGUGGGGCCAACGAAACAGAGGGUUUAGGACAGCCAGAGAUCCUGAAGAAGGACAAACGCUCCCCGCGGCUGGCGCCUGUCAUCCCCCUCAAUGAGGACACCUGCUUCUUGGCCAGGCCCCGCAGGCUGCUGGGCUGGAGCAGCUCUCCGUCGUCCUCACAGUCCUCCUCGGAGUACCACUCCUACUCGCAGUACCAGUCCUGUUGUUCCUGCCUGUGUGGAGAUGAGGACGCCCCGCCCCAGAGCGUGUGCGCCCUCUACACGCACGUGCAGACCGUGCGAGGAGUGGCCGUGGCCUGGGAGACAGAGGAAGGCUUCCAGCCGGUCAACAGGAAGCCCCGCAUCCACGAGGCCGAGUUCAUCAAGAGGCAGAGGAGGAAAGGGUCGUCCUUCGAGAUGGCGUCCAACACGGACCUGCACUGGGACCUGGAGGCCUGCCAGGACAGCCGCGGCCCGGAUCCGGCCGAUGGCGACGAAGACGACGAGGAGCAGCUGCAGUCGCUGGAGUGCUGCCUGCAGGAGCUGCGGCCCCCCGACUGGCUGGUCACCACCAACUAUGGCCUGCGCUGCGUGGCCUGCUGCCGCGUCUUCCCCUCGCUGGAGGAGCUGCUGGCGCACGCUCAGUUCGGCAUCCGCGAGGGCUUCAGCUGCCAGAUCUUCUAUGAGGAAAUGCUGGAGAGGAGGCGGGCCCGGGACCAAGCCCAAGAUCAGCAGCUGGACGAGGAGGAAGAGGAGGAGGAGGAACAGAAUCCUUCUGACAAGAGUGAGUCGUCCCGCCCCCAGGGCCGGGAGCCGCAGCAGUAGCAGCAGCCAGCAGAGCCCAGCCUUGCCCUCACCUCCACAACCUGGGACCGCUCUUUCCUUCCCCAACCAGCAGGAUCAGCGCCUCGGGGUGGGCAGUCAGCAGGCAACACGGGAGAAGAAUGUGAGUGGAGACUGGAGGAGCAAGAUGGGAGGUCAGGCACCCUUCUCAAGGUCACAGCGCUUGGCCCACAGUCCACCUCAAAGUCUGAAUGCGAAGGAGAGGGCUUCAGGUGUUUCCCGGGGUGGGUGCAAGAUCUGAGACCCUCUCCCCAAGCCGAGCACGUGACCACAGGGAUUUCUAUUUUUUGCCGAUGGAUCAAGUAGGCCCACACUUGAACCAGGAAAGUUUCGGCCCUAUUUUUUUCACUAUUAGGAAUCCGUCAUAUGCCCCAAUUCUAUGUCUUGUAUUAUUGGGAUUAAACCUGAAUAACUCA
This is a messenger RNA of Ochotona princeps (American pika), 1488 nucleotides long. It is a transcript of the gene FAM170B, whose product is annotated as family with sequence similarity 170 member B. The transcript has 2 exons. The record is from RefSeq and is a predicted model, not a curated record. Gene Ontology annotation, cellular component: acrosomal vesicle. Bases 140 to 1054 code for a protein of 304 amino acids. Gene Ontology annotation, biological process: fertilization. Lineage: Eukaryota; Metazoa; Chordata; Mammalia; Lagomorpha; Ochotonidae.